This is a messenger RNA of Trypanosoma grayi, 468 nucleotides long. Its product is annotated as ankyrin repeat protein. NCBI's taxonomy places the organism in Eukaryota, Euglenozoa, Kinetoplastea, Trypanosomatida, Trypanosomatidae. Bases 1 to 468 code for a protein of 155 amino acids. The transcript has a single exon. Gene Ontology annotation, molecular function: protein binding. The record is from RefSeq and is a predicted model, not a curated record.
AUGCCCUACCCAUAUGUUCUGCAGUGCAGAGAUAGUGCCCCAGAAGAGCUGGUUGCUAGGAAUGACGUAGGCAUCACUGCAGAGGGGGAUGUUACAAGAACUCUCUCCCAAAGCUUCAAGUGUGGCACGCAUGACAUUUUUCUGGCGGCAUGCGAUGGUGAUGUUCCGGCGAUGCGGAUGUUUCUCAAGAUUGGUGUGGACAUCAACAGCAUGGGGCAGCCGAACCCGCAGUAUGGUCCGACGUUCGACCGACGCACACUCUUCCUCGCCCCGCCGCUGUGCUACGCCGCCGGCUACGGGCGGGAAAAGGCCGUCGCCGCGCUGUUGGAGGAUGGUGCAGACCCGCUGAAGACAUCCUCAACUGGCUUCAAAGCGUGGGACUACGCUAGGCACCGCGGCUACACCGCCAUCAUGGAGAUGCUGGAGGUGGCAGAACAGCAGAAGAGGAAGCAGGACCCCAGCAACUAA